Zingiber officinale is the source of this 1176-nucleotide messenger RNA. RefSeq lists its product as uncharacterized. Gene Ontology annotation, cellular component: chloroplast. The transcript has 4 exons. Gene Ontology annotation, molecular function: double-stranded DNA binding. Lineage: Eukaryota; Viridiplantae; Streptophyta; Magnoliopsida; Zingiberales; Zingiberaceae. Bases 1 to 1176 code for a protein of 391 amino acids. The record is from RefSeq and is a predicted model, not a curated record. Gene Ontology annotation, biological process: chloroplast organization; regulation of DNA-templated transcription.
AUGGACGUCGAGAAGACCUUGAAGCCAAAGCUGGAGCUCUUCGGCGAGAUCGGCCUCGUCGAAACCGCCCUCCAACAGAUCCUCUAUGCUUUGCUGACAGAUACAGCUCGAUUCAAUGAGACCUUUGACAAGAUCAAGAAGAUGGGAAUAUGUCCGAAGAAAACUACUUUCGCCCGUGCACUUUAUGGGAUUGCUAUAUUGCCCGAGAAGAAGUGGGUGGAGAAAGUGGAGAACUUUAUGGGAUUGGGAUGCGCCGACGAUCCCUCAACCCCGACCGUCUCCUUCCUGUCGAGAUCGUGCGGGAUCUCCGACCAUGUCGCCUUCUCCAUCUCCAAGAAAGUCCCGAUUGACGCCUUCGACAAAGCGCUCCUGGUGCUCGCCCUCCUCAAGGACUACGGCUUCGACGAAGCCCAUCUCGUCCGCCUCGUCGACCGCUGGUCUCGUGUCCUCCUGAUGGACGUCAAGAAGACCUUGAAGGCCAAGCUGGAGCUCUUCCGUGGGAUCGGCCUCGUCGGAACCGCCCUCCCGGAGAUCCUGUCAGCUAGGCCCGUUCUGCUCAGGUACAGCUUAGAGAAGCGAUUGUUCCCCAACGCUGAGCUCCUCAAAUCAAUUUCGAUAACGAAUGCGAACCUUGUGAAUGCCCUAAAGCACUCACCUUGGUUGAUCACCUUCGGCACCGAUACAGAUCGAUUCAAUGAGACCUUUGACGAGAUAAAGAAGAUGGGAAUCUCUCCGAAGAGAACCACGUUCGCCCGUGCCCUCGGGGUGCUCGCUAUCUUGCCCAAGAAGAAGUGGGAGGAGAGAGUGGAGAACUUGAGGGGAUUGGGAUGGUCGCAGGAUCUUGUCUUGGAGGCCUUCGCAAAGCAACCUCACAUUGCGCGGGUACCAACUGAGAAGACAACGAAGAUUCUGAAGUUUGUGGAAGAGAAGCUGGCAUGGACACCGGAGGACACUGUGAAGUAUCCAGCUGUUCUGUUGAUGAGCCUGGAGAAAAGGUUGAUGCCCAGGUAUGCCGUCCUGCACAUUCUCAUGCAAAGGGGAUUGAUCAAGCCUGGCGUCAAUGGGAAUCAUUUCCUGCUUUCGAACGAGAAGUUCAGGAUGCAAUUUGUGACCAAGUAUCAAGAGAAAGCUCCAGAAAUAGUUGAAGCUAUCAAAGGAGUGAAAUCGAGUAGAUGA